This is a messenger RNA of Fusarium keratoplasticum, 366 nucleotides long. RefSeq names its product Dolichol-phosphate mannosyltransferase subunit 3. Bases 88 to 366 code for a protein of 92 amino acids. Gene Ontology annotation, biological process: GPI anchor biosynthetic process. The transcript has 3 exons. The record is from RefSeq and is a predicted model, not a curated record. NCBI's taxonomy places the organism in Eukaryota, Fungi, Ascomycota, Sordariomycetes, Hypocreales, Nectriaceae. Gene Ontology annotation, cellular component: endoplasmic reticulum membrane; dolichol-phosphate-mannose synthase complex.
CGACAUCAUCGCAUUAUCGUCGCCCACCCACCUUCCGCUCCUUCUUUCGCUUCUUCACUCUCGUUCGACAAAGACAAAACCGCAACAAUGACCCGCGCUCAGCAGACCAUCUCCCUCGCCCUCCUCGUCUCCUCUCUCUACCUCGCCCUCUUUCUCGAACUCAUCCCCCUCCCUCCUCUGAUCCAGGAGCAGAUCGUCCCCGUCCUCCCCUUCUGGGCCCUCGUCUCCUUCGGCGCAUUCCUCCUCUUCCGCCUCGGCUGGGGCAUCCUCACCUUCAACGACGUGCCGGAGGCGCACAAGGAGCUCAUGGCUGAGAUUGACCAGGCCAAGACCGAAUUGCGAAAGAUGGGCGUCACUGUCGACUAA